AGAAGGCUGGCUGAGUACUAACAACUUUAGAAAAUAACCACCACACUUCAUUCAUAUCUCUACAUGUGUGUUAUGUUAUGUACAUACAAUCCGACUUAUAUAAAAUAUCUUCUCAGAUGCAUCCCUACAUAUUGAGUUAAUGUUCUGCUUACCUUCGGGGUUAGUGAUUUGUGAUAUAUCGCCAUGGCGUCUAACAACGACCUUCCCUCGGGAGGUUUCGCCGCUGCCUUCAAAGACUUCGAUCUAGAUGAUGUCUUUAAGGAAGCCGAGCAGCGCGUGGUGGACAAGCUCAGCAAGAACUUCGUCGUGGAGUUCGGAUAUGAUAGAGCGCGCAUUGCGUUCGAUCUGGGCAACGAAGAAAUCAAAGAGCUACUUGAGCGUGAUCCCGAUCCCCAAAAGGACUAUCCUAUCCGAUGGAUCAACGUGUGGGAUCCCAGCGCACAGAAGGAUGUCAUGACCUCUAUUGUCAAUAGAUACGGAUUCUCGCUCAGGCUACUUAGCCUUAUGACUACCCCAAGACCUCAUCAAGACGAGACACGACGGUAUAAGGAGAGGAAGAGGGCUAUAUUGCGCCAUCAACGACUUCCGAUAGAUCCAGAGAAAGGUGAUGCCACGAACAAUUUUACGGCGAAACCCGUUCCAUCCACGGAAGCCAAUGACAAUCUAGCUCUUUAUUUGCAAGUCAAGGAUACAGUGAACUAUUCUUCUACUGACCAAACGCAGAAAGCUUUCUGUAUCGGGGCGAAUUGGUUACACAAACGACCAAGGCCCGAACACGGACGCGAACAUCCCCGAACUAGUAUCAUGCCGCCUAAACAUUGGCAGUGGCUCGCUUUAUGUAACAAUCACACUGUCCUGUCGAUUCACGAGAGGCCCUCGUACGAACUGGUGCCGGAAAAGGAGGACGAAAAGCGCUGGCGGCAAACUGAACUUCAGUAUAUGAGGUCUCAUAUGCUAGAUAUACUUAGGCAGCUAUCUAAAAAGGGCUAUGAGCAGUACAAAUCUGACCCACUCGCUCAAAGCUCAGUGCGGGAGUCGUUGCGCAAAUUUCAACUAGGCAUAACCAGACAGGAAUCGGGGGUGUCUAUUUUCAACAGCGAGACGGGUAGUCUAGCCGACGAAGGGACAAGUAAUCUUUUCUACUAUUUGUUUGAGGACUACGUCGCGGCCGGGCCUCUCAAGGCCGCGGAACAAGAACUAGACGAAAUGACACAUAAGAUCCUAGAAAGCACUCACUGGAAAAAGGUAUCCAAGAGCUCUGAGAUCAUACCUACGUUGCAUUAUCUGAGUAAAGACCUCCGAGAGUUUAAGCACCUGUUUGAGAAUUAUAAGAAUCUUAUAAAUAAGAUCCUGUCAGUGGGGAAACCUGAUUCGCAACCGCCUCCGCCGUUAGACGUUCGAUUCGAGGUGGAUCGCAGAGUGUCCUUAACGAGCUCAGCCCUUAGUCGAUUUACCAGGUUAGGGGACCGCCUUCAGUACCUCAUGCUGAAUACCAUUGAGGGGUAUCUGGAAGAGAUAGGUGCAUUGUCAACGACGUACUUCAACCUGACGCAACAGAAAGAUUCACAGGCAACAGCGAGGCUUACGAGGAGUGCGACGUUACUGGCUAAGCUUAGUGUCUUCUUCUUGCCGAUCAGUUUCAUGACGAGUUACUUUUCAGUGCAGAUCGAGGAUCUCUAUACAGCAUGGACUGGGAAUACCUAUUGGUAUGCAUUCGCGGUGAUAGCGAGUGUGUCGUUUGUGAGUCUGUUCUUCUUCAGCAGACUACUCAUGUUCUCUAUCGAUAUGUUGGAUGAUUGGGCUGCUAAGAUAGCAACCGGGACUAACAAACUUCUUCAAACUGUACUGGCUUGGGUUGCUGGGCUCAGAUCGAGAAAUGGUGGUGAUGGUGAUACGUAAGGAGAGUGCUCAAAGCAAUGGCGCAUCUGAUCGAAAAUUUGGCUCUGGGUGUAGUACAGUGUGAAAAUAGUACAACCAAUACUAAGUACAUAGAGUAUGAUGGAAAGUUGCUUACAUGUACUUCCGUAGAUCUUAUGUGUAUUAUAGAUGGUGCGUCUACCUAGGUAUACAUGUACGAUUAUUGGUGGAAGUCCGGCAUUGGAUACAUACAUAUGUAUGUAGUUGCGUCACCUCCAGUAUGUACUUAAGGCACCUGGCAAAGCAGUUUAAUUCACCCAUGUGGCGAUCCACAUUGAUGUUUCUUGUCGAUUCAGACUUGAAAUAAUGUUGCCUUGGGUACAUUACCUCGUCUACUUAGGUACUUAGAUUGGUUAGCCAUCUACAUAUGUAGUUGCUGUACGAUUCGCGGGAUGCCAUCUGAACUAGCUAGUCAUCAUUUUCACAUGCCUCUGAUUCUGGACCAAAAGGGGCAAUUGAUCUCGUGACUCUUUCGUAUUUUCGAGUCUGUAAGUACCUCUACCUAGGC
Hypoxylon trugodes is the source of this 2425-nucleotide messenger RNA. RefSeq lists its product as uncharacterized. The transcript is spliced from 8 exons. The coding region runs from base 184 to 1899 and encodes 571 amino acids. Gene Ontology annotation, biological process: metal ion transport; transmembrane transport. Gene Ontology annotation, molecular function: magnesium ion binding; cobalt ion transmembrane transporter activity; cobalt ion binding. Gene Ontology annotation, cellular component: membrane. The record is from RefSeq and is a predicted model, not a curated record. NCBI's taxonomy places the organism in Eukaryota, Fungi, Ascomycota, Sordariomycetes, Xylariales, Hypoxylaceae.